Molecule: messenger RNA, 2038 nt
Organism: Asparagus officinalis (garden asparagus)
Lineage: Eukaryota; Viridiplantae; Streptophyta; Magnoliopsida; Asparagales; Asparagaceae
Product: phosphoglucomutase, cytoplasmic 1-like
Exons: 18
Coding region: 59-1810 (583 amino acids)
Biological process (GO): carbohydrate metabolic process
Cellular component (GO): cytosol
Molecular function (GO): phosphoglucomutase activity; magnesium ion binding
Source: RefSeq, a predicted model, not a curated record
AUCUCGCUCACUUUGAUCUCUCUCUCUCAUCGCCACCUUUCCCUCUCUCUAGAAAAAAAUGGCAGUUUUCAAGGUAGAGCGCAAGAGCACGGCUCCGAUCGACGGCCAGAAGCCAGGAACCUCGGGAUUGAGGAAGAAGGUGGUAGUGUUCAAGCAACCCAACUAUCUGCAUAACUUUGUCCAGGCAACGUUUAAUGCCCUUUCUGCUGACAGAGUAAAAGGUGCUACACUUGUUGUUUCUGGGGAUGGUCGAUAUUUCUCUAAAGAUGCCAUUCAGAUUAUUACAAAAAUGUCAGCUGCAAAUGGAGUCAGACGUGUUUGGAUUGGCCAAAAUGGUUUGCUCUCAACUCCAGCUGUUUCAGCUGUCAUUCGCGAAAGAGUUGGUGCAGAUGGUUCUAAAGCGUCAGGUGGAUUUAUAUUGACUGCUAGUCACAAUCCUGGUGGGCCACAUGAGGAUUUCGGGAUCAAAUACAAUAUGGAAAAUGGUGGACCUGCUCCGGAGGUCAUUACUGAUAAAAUUUAUGACAACACGAAAACAAUAAAGGAAUACUUCAUUGCAGAAGAUCUACCAGAUGUAGAUAUCUCUAAGACAGGCGUUUCGAGCUUCAGCGGACCUGAAGGAAACUUUGAUGUAGAGGUUUUUGAUUCAGCUGAUGAUUAUGUGAAAUUGAUGAAGAAAAUUUUUGAUUUUCAGUCUAUCAAGAAACUGCUUACAUCUCCAAAUUUCACAUUCUGUUAUGAUGCACUAAGCGGAGUUGCUGGAGCAUAUGCUAAGCGUAUUUUUGUUGAAGAACUUGGUGCAAAAGAAAGUUCACUAUUGAAUUGUACACCUAAGGAAGACUUUGGAGGUGGACAUCCAGACCCCAACCUGACAUAUGCAAAGGAACUGGUCACACGGAUGGGAUUAGGUAAAUCAAGUUCUCACAAUGAACCACCAGAAUUUGGCGCAGCUGCUGAUGGUGAUGCAGAUCGCAAUAUGAUCCUGGGUAAAAGGUUUUUUGUGACACCAUCAGAUUCCGUCGCCAUUAUUGCUGCCAAUGCAGUGGAAUCCAUUCCUUAUUUUUCUUCUGGACUGAAGGGUGUUGCGAGGAGCAUGCCAACAUCAGCUGCACUCGAUGUUGUGGCAAAGAAUCUAAACCUGGAAAUUUUCGAGGUGCCGACCGGAUGGAAAUUUUUUGGUAACUUGAUGGAUGCUGGACUUUGUUCAGUUUGCGGUGAAGAAAGUUUCGGGACAGGUUCUGAUCAUAUCCGAGAAAAGGAUGGAAUUUGGGCUGUUUUAGCUUGGCUUUCCAUUCUUGCCUUCAAGAACAAGGACAACAUUGGUGGGAAAAAGCUAGUUACAGUGGAAGAUAUAGUUCGUCAGCACUGGGCAACUUAUGGUCGCCACUAUUACACUCGAUAUGACUAUGAGAAUGUUGAUGCUGGUGCAGCUAAGGAACUCAUGGCAUAUUUGAUCAAACUACAAUCAACCCUUCCAGAAGUUAACAUGAUUGUACAUGGAAUAAGAUCAGAUGUUGCAGAUGUUGUUGCAGCAGAUGAGUUUGAAUACAAAGAUCCUGUUGAUGGCUCUGUCUCUAAGCACCAGGGUGUUCGUUAUCUUUUCCAGGACGGUUCACGACUGGUGUUCCGUCUUUCUGGAACUGGCUCUGAAGGAGCAACCAUCAGGCUCUACAUCGAGCAAUACGAGAAGGACUCUUCAAAGACUGGGAGAGACUCACAAGACGCACUUUCACCUCUUGUGGACGUGGCUUUGAAACUUUCAAAGAUGCAGGAGUUCACUGGACGAUCUGCCCCUACCGUUAUCACAUAAAUAACGUAGUCGAGUAGCAAAUUUCGUGAAGAUAUUAGUACGUGCCACAAAGCGAGUAAUAAUGUAAACACUUUAUGAUAUACUGUCUUGUCCUUUGAUUUUGUAUCCAGGCAAAGGUACGUGCUAAGUUAUGCACUCAAAGGUGAUUUGUUAAUGAUUUGACGAUUUUGGUUUUGGUCCAUGCAACAGCAUAUAAUAAAAGCUGAAGUUAAUAAUUUUCUGGAACAA